Molecule: messenger RNA, 1341 nt
Organism: Syngnathoides biaculeatus (alligator pipefish)
Lineage: Eukaryota; Metazoa; Chordata; Actinopteri; Syngnathiformes; Syngnathidae
Product: elongation of very long chain fatty acids protein 4-like
Exons: 7
Coding region: 155-1078 (307 amino acids)
Biological process (GO): very long-chain fatty acid biosynthetic process; sphingolipid biosynthetic process; fatty acid elongation, monounsaturated fatty acid
Cellular component (GO): endoplasmic reticulum; endoplasmic reticulum membrane
Molecular function (GO): fatty acid elongase activity
Source: RefSeq, a predicted model, not a curated record
GGAAAAGUCAAUUGCACCGGAUGUCAUUAAACGCCUCUUAAAUAGAUAGGAGGCCGUAAGCAUCUCCCGGUAUUGGAAAAGGAAGCGCUUUUCAACGUCGUCACCGGUUUUGCCGUCUCUCCGUCACAGUACAACCGAGCGCAAAGGCAUCGCCAUGGAGGCUGUGACGCACUUGGUGAACGACACGGUAGCGUUUUACAAAUGGAGCCUUACCAUCGCAGACAAGCGAGUGGAAACCUGGCCGCUGAUGUCGUCGCCCUGCCCCACGCUGGCCAUCAGCUGCCUGUACCUGCUCUUCCUGUGGGGGGGGCCCAGGUACAUGCAGGACCGCCAGCCCUACACGCUGAGGAAGACCCUCAUCGUCUACAACUUCAGCAUGGUGGUGCUCAACUUCUACAUCGCCAAAGAGCUCUUGCUUGGCUCGAGAGCAGCCGGGUACAGCUACCUCUGUCAACCUGUCAACUACUCCGAUGACGUCAACGAAGUCAGGAUAGCGUCCGCUCUCUGGUGGUACUACAUCUCCAAAGGGGUGGAGUUCCUGGACACCGUCUUCUUCAUCCUGAGGAAGAAGUUCAACCAGGUCAGCUUCCUCCACGUCUACCAUCACUGCACCAUGUUCAUCCUCUGGUGGAUCGGCAUAAAGUGGGUCCCUGGUGGACAAGCUUUCUUUGGCGCAACUAUUAACUCCGGCAUCCAUGUCGUCAUGUACGGUUACUACGGCCUGGCUGCGUUGGGACCACAGAUGCAGAAGUACCUCUGGUGGAAGAAAUAUCUCACCAUCAUGCAGAUGAUCCAGUUCCACGUGACCAUCGGCCACGCCGGCCACUCCCUCUACACGGGCUGCCCCUUCCCCAACUGGAUGCAGUGGGCCCUGAUCGGCUACGCCGUCACCUUCAUCAUCCUCUUCGCCAACUUCUACUACCACGCGUACCGGAGCAAGCCGCCCCCCGCGCACAAGGGCCAAGUGAAGCCCGUCGCCAACGGCGUCUCCAAGGCCACCAACGGCCACAGCAAAGCGGACGAGGCGCCGGCGGACGACGGCAAAAGGCAACGGAAGGGACGGGCCAAACGCGAGUAAAGGACGGCUCGCCGAGGACAGCUGAAAUGGCGAGAGACGCGAGAUUGGGAGGGGAAGAUGGCGCCCGGCGAAGACCCUGCUGAAAGGACUGCCGCCUCUCUGGCUGCCCGUCGUCUUUCGUCCCAGAUUUCCUUUUAAAAGCAAGCAAGGUCGUAAAUGCUGAGCACGUAGGCGUUCACGUUGUUCUGUCCAAACAGUUUCCGCCUACGUCACAUUCGGAAUGUUCCCAAAUCAUCGACGCGUCACCAUCCAAAAAGUUCACA